AUGACGCGAUUGUCUGCGGAGAACGCCAGUCUGCGGGAGGAGAACCACCAUCUGCGCUCCCUGGACUCGCUGCUUCAGCUGGAGACCGAAACGGCACAAAUGUCUGCUGAGCUGGACACAGCUUUUCAGAGAGCUCUGGAGGCUGAGAAAACCGAAAAUCUCGCAGCCUCAAUGGCGGUCGAUGUGGCAUCUGUCACAGCAAUCGAGAAACUUCAAAAUCAGCUGAGCCAGAAACAGGCAGAACUUGGAGCGACACCUGCUACAGCCAAGAGGAAGUCCCGACCCCCACGGCGAGAGCAGCAGCCGCCCGAGUCUGGAGACACAUCCGACGACAACGAUUGCUGUGGAACUUACCAGUGGCACCUCCGACCCGGUCCGGGAAGAUGGCAGCAGCAGCAGGCUCCACUCAAUCCACUGGCGGUGUCCUUCCAGCCUCAUCAGGACCCAGCGCAACCAGAAGAGGAUUUGCCACUACAGAGCGAAGAGUAUUUGCCACUACAGAGCGAAGAGUAUUUGCCACUACAGAGCGAAGAGGAUUUGCCACUACAGAGCGAAGAGGAUUUGCCACUACAGAGCAAAGAGAACGUUCCAGUGCAAUCCCUUGACUGGCCAGGGCGUGGUGAGUCCCCGACAGACAACGCUGCUGUCAGUGGAGGUAGGCUGGUUUGUUAA
This is a messenger RNA of Knipowitschia caucasica, 672 nucleotides long. Lineage: Eukaryota; Metazoa; Chordata; Actinopteri; Gobiiformes; Gobiidae. The record is from the annotation of a GenBank genome assembly.